Messenger RNA from Colias croceus (clouded yellow), 5563 nucleotides. RefSeq names its product ATP-binding cassette sub-family C member 10. Gene Ontology annotation, biological process: transmembrane transport. Gene Ontology annotation, cellular component: membrane. Gene Ontology annotation, molecular function: ABC-type transporter activity; ATP binding; ATP hydrolysis activity. The record is from RefSeq and is a predicted model, not a curated record. NCBI's taxonomy places the organism in Eukaryota, Metazoa, Arthropoda, Insecta, Lepidoptera, Pieridae. The coding region runs from base 216 to 5015 and encodes 1599 amino acids. The transcript has 23 exons.
GUUGUAGUAAAGUCAUUGGUACUAUAAAGUUUAUAGAGCCGCUUUUCGUGUUUUUUUUUAAUAUUGAAGAAAUGUUAUAGAGUAAAUUAUUUUUAUUUACGUAUAAGUGGACAAUUUUUUUGUUAAGCCAGUUAUUUGUAAUUGUGUGUAUUUUGUUUUUUACUACUAAAAACAAAGUUGUCUAUUAUGGAAGUGAUACGUGUUUGUUAGUAAACAUGAGUGCAUUUAGAAAUUUCUCUUUGAAAUGGGAGGAUAUGUGUGGCCCUUUGGGCCUUCAUAUAUGGAACGAUACUACAAAGGACUUUGGGAUAUGUUUUCAAGAAUUAUUUUUACAAAUACCCACUUAUUGUCUACUAGCCAUCAUAUCGGGUUAUUACGUAGGCUACAGAAGGGACUGGGUGAUACGAGAAAAACCACAAGAACGUGCUAUAAUGUUACGUAGUUUUGUAGUACUUGCCUUAAUGUUGACUCCAAUAGUGCAACUGUAUAUAUAUUUGACUACAAAAAACUUUAUUUUGUACCCCAUUGAUUAUUUUACGGCGGGUGCAUCCUGCUUAUCAUGGCUUGUGCAUUUUGGUUUUGUGCUAGCUCUAAAGCACCGUCUGGGCCAAAGUUCUCGCGGACCUUUGAGUAUUCUAUUGCUAUGGAGUGCAGCGGUAAUACUUAAUAUAAUAGAUUUACGAAGUACUUUUAUUAAUGGAGAGCCCCUUGCAUACAGUAUUGCAACCCUGUGCUGUCAUGCACUGUACUUUUUAACUUUGUUACCUGCAAGUGACUCAAGUCCUACAUUCUAUUCACCAUGGCUUGUAGGAUCACAACAUUCUCAUAGUGAAUAUACUCCAUUACUUCCACAUAUUGAUGAAGGCAUCUUAGGAACGGCAAUGCAAGGGGCAAAUUGUUUUUCUAAACUUACAUUUUCUUGGGUUGAUCCUCUACUAAAAAAAGGUACAGAGAAUAAAUUAUAUGACCUUGAUGAACUACAUGAUAUUCCUGCUACAUACAGGUGUUCUUAUGUUGGGGCUAGAAUAGAUAGAGCUCUAAUUGGAAAUGUAGACAAUUUUCAGCAAUUUGCAGAAGUACCUCAUGAACCUUUCAUAGGACCUGGGGGUUAUGGUGCAACUGGUGAAACCAGGCCUCAAGUGUCAACACCUGUGACCCCUGUAUCUAGAGUACUACUUCGGCCACUACGGCGACAAAAUGUUUCCUUACUGAGAGCCCUUCAUAAAUGUUUUGCAUUUCAAUUCUAUGGGAUUGGUAUACUGAAACUAGCGUUUGAUAUGGCUGGAUUCGCUGGACCUAUUCUUCUUAAUAAAUUGGUGAAAUUUGUUGAAGAUGAAAGUAUUGAUCAACAUUAUGGAUACAUUUAUGCUUCAUUAUUGUUGGCGUCGGCUUUAAUUGCGGCAUUUUGCAAUGUACAUUUUAAUUGGCUGAUGACAAUCAUUGGGAUAAAAAUGAGAGGUGCCAUAGUUUCCACAAUACUAAGAAAAACUCUAAGUGUGACAUCUACAGAGCUCACAAAUGCAUUUAGUUUUGGGGAAAUAACUAAUUUCAUGUCCACAGACACAGAUAGGAUUGUUAAUUCUUGUCCAAGUUUCCAUGCUUUGUGGAGUAUACCAUUACAGUUAGCUAUAACUCUGUUUCUUCUAUAUGAUCAAGUUGGUGUAUCCUUCUUGGCUGGUGUUGCAUUCUCUAUAAUUCUCAUACCUAUAAAUAAGGUGAUUGCGAACAAAAUCGGUAAAUUAAGCACAGAAAUGAUGAAACACAAAGAUACGCGUGUGAAUCUGAUUUGUGAUAUGAUAAGAGGAAUUAGAGCCGUAAAAGCCCAUGUUUGGGAGGACUAUUUUAUAGAUAGAGUAACAGACGCUCGUACUGAAGAACUUCGAUAUCUACGCGGUCGAAAGUACUUAGACGCUAUAUGCGUUGUACUGUGGGCAACCACCCCGGUAUUAGUUGCAGCAUUGACGCUGGGCACGCACGCACUUCGAGGUCAACCCCUUGAUGCGCCUACUGUAUUUACAACUGUCGCCUUAAUCAAUAUGUUAAUUGCGCCUCUUAAUGCUUUUCCUUGGGUUUUAAAUGGACUUACUGAAGCAUGGGUAUCCAUUAAACGCAUUCAAAAACUUCUUGAUUUGAAUGACAUGGAUCCUGAGCUAUAUUAUGGUAGACUCAAUAAAAAUUGCGACGAAGAUAAAGUAAUAAUAUUCAAAAACGCUACCUUUAAGUGGACUAAAGCAUCAAAGCGAAGAAAGUUGCAAACAAAACCGAAAAAAAAUAAGGGGAAAUCGAAAAAGAAGUUGUCCAAACGUAUUGCGCAAAGGAGAGAUUCGGUUUCAUCGACCGAUCUUAUUACAGAGGAGCUGUUUAUGUUAAAGGAUAUUUCAUUAGAAAUAGGUCAAGAGGAAUUUGUGGGAAUAGCCGGACCAGUUGCCAGUGGAAAGACAUCACUGUUACUUGCUAUAAUGGGUGAUAUGGUCAAAUGUAAUGGCGAGAUACAAGUUCCCGAUAACUUGAACAGUUUCGGUUACGCGUCCCAACAACCGUGGAUGGUCCGCGGCACGAUCCGCGACAACAUCCUGUUCGGGAAGCCGUACGACGAGACCAAGUUCCGCGCGGUCGUGGACGCGUGCGCGCUCACAGAGGAUCUAAAUCAGCUGGGAUGGAACGCGUACGUAGGAGAAGGGGGUUGCACGUUGAGCGGCGGGCAGCGGGCUCGCAUCGCUCUAGCACGCGCUGUCUAUCAGGACAAACGAGUGUAUCUCCUGGACGACGUUCUAUCGGGACUAGAUUCCACAGUUGCUCAGCACAUAAUGCAGAAAUGCAUUCUGGGCUUAUUACGUCACACCGCGCGUGUCCUCGUGACCCACUCGCCGCGGCACCUUGCGCGCACGCAACGGGUUGUUCUGCUCGAGGACGGACGCGUGCGUGCUACCGGUUCCCCGGAAACAGUAUUAAAUGAAAUAGAAGAAUUCUUACCGAGUGAGACAGAAUCUAUAGGGGAGGAAUCGCCCCCGCCAGCUGAGAUCCUACCUAAAGAGAUAGAAGAUGACAAUGUUAGCAGAAACAGCUUAGAAAAUGAUGAGACAAUGUCAAUAGGAACAGUAGGAUGGUGGGUGAUCGGAAUGUACUUACGAUCGGUUGGAUCGUUCCUCGUGCUCUGCAUCAUCAUAUCCCUCAUAUUGAUGCAACUGUCCCAAAACUUCACAUUCCUCUGGCUGACAUUCUGGAUCAAGGACAGAACGAAAAAUUCGACUACAUUAGAGAUUGACAACUUUCACGAAAACACUACAGCGUUGGAUCAUGGUUUUAAUGCUGUAGACCAGUUUGUUCACACAUUGCUCAACGUGUCAUUAUCAAUAAUACACAAUUUAGAUGGUCACGAUAAUAUAACUAAUACUGUGAAGCAAAUACCACUAGAACAGCAACCCUUAACUCUACCUUUGAUGUCGUACACCGAUAACUAUUAUUUGAUGAUGUACUUCGCAUUGGCGGGAAUUAACUUGGUGUUCACAGUGAUGAGGGCGUUCCUCUUUGCGUACGGAGGUGUGAAGGCGGCAUCGAAAAUACAUAAAGCCCUUUUGGCAAUCAUAGUCAAGGCAAAUGUAAAAUUCUUCGAUGUCACGCCAACAGGACGCAUAAUAAAUAGAUUUUCAUCAGACACAUACACAGUAGAUGAUUCCUUGCCAUUUAUAUUGAACAUUUUCUUAGCACAAGUAUUUGCACUUAUAGGUGCAAUAGCAGUUACAAUUUACGGGCUCCCGUGGUUGUUUGUUGGGAUUAUACCUAUGUCCAUUAUUUAUUACAGAUUACAGGGACGUUAUAGAAUUACAUCUCGCCAGUUAAAACGUCUUCAAAGCGUCGCCUUGUCUCCGGUGUAUGUACACUUUAACGAUACUUUAGAAGGUCAGACGUGCGUGCGCGGGCUGGGCGCGGUGGGGGCGUGGUGCGCGCGCGGCGAGGAGCUGGUGGAGCGCUGGCAGCGCGCGGCGCUGUGCGGCGGCGCGGCGGCGCAGUGGCUCGCGCUGCGCCUGCAGGCCGCCGCCGCCGCCGCGCUCGCCGCCGCCGCGCUGCUCGCCGUGCUGCAGCGCGCCACGCAUGCCGCCAAUCCAGGUUUGGUUGGUCUCGCUAUAUCAUACGCCUUAUCCAUGACGUCGAUGCUCGGUGCUGUGUUAAAUUCGUUCACGGAAACAGAACGAGAAAUGAUCGCUGUUGAGCGUCUCGCAGAAUACAUUCGACAAGUAAAAUGCGAAAAAAUAGAUGGGGACCCACCACCGUAUGGCUGGCCAUCACAUGGAGUUAUAAGCUUUGAAGAUGUCUAUUUGAACUACAGUGAGAACGGCAGUAACGCGAGCGGGGCGCUUCGCGGCGUUACGUUCUCGAGCCACCCGGGCGAGCGGCUCGGCGUGGUGGGCCGCACGGGCGCGGGCAAGAGCUCGCUGCUGCGCGCGCUGCUGCGCCUCGCGCCCUGCUCCGGCGGCCGCGUGCUGGUCGACGACGUGGAUGUGGCGUCGCUGCACCUGCACUCGCUGAGGUCGCGCAUUGGUAUAAUACCACAAGAGCCGUUCAUAUUCUCGGGUACCAUUCGCGAGAACAUCGAUCCCCUGCAACAGUACUUGGAUGAGGAAGUAUGGCGCGCGCUAGACGCGUGCAGUGCUACGGAACUAGUAAUGGCCAAGGGCGGACUUGGUUCUUACGCAGAUAACCUGUCUAGAGGACAUAAACAACUCCUGUGCUUAGUGAGAGCGUUGCUACAGCGUGCGAAGAUACUCCUCGUAGACGAAGCUACCGCGAACCUCGAUCAAGAAACAGAAAGAGUGAUUCUAGAUACAAUCCGUUGUUCGUUCGUCGGCAGCACAGUACUCUUUGUAGCCCAUAGACUUCCCGGUGUUUUAGAAAGUUCUCGAGUUCUAGUUCUCUCUGCGGGACAAGUCGUUGAACUGCGGGAUCCAGAUGACGCGCUAUCGGAUCCUACGUCGUAUCUCUAUAAGCUAGUACACCCGGAUGAACAUAAUAUGUAAUUUUAUUUGUAGGUGAUUUUAUUUCCUAUCAAUUACCACGCGAGUCAUUAUUUUGUUUGAUUCAGAAAAAGAAGUAGUGAACAAUCUAUCCGAGAACAGAAAUUUAAAAUUAUUUUUUGAAUUUAGGCUAAAAAGGUAAAAGACACUGUAUGUAUUUACCUAUUACACAAACAUUAAGAAUAACUUUUACUUUAAUAAGCAAAGAUUUUGUAUCAUAAAAAUGUAUAAGUACUAAUUUGUUAGAAUUUAUCGUCAAUAAACUAACUCUUUACAAUAAUUUCUGCGUAAAAUGUAAUUGUGUAAACGUAAUAAAAAUCGACAGUGUAACGUUUCCAAUUCUGCGAUCGAUUUAUGACAUUCUCAGUGAUAGUAGCUUAUUAAAUAAAUAUUAAGUGUUGAUUUAUAGAAAGCUUAUAAUGUAAAUAAAGUAUUUGAAGUCACUACUUACCAGUAUUUAAAGUCACGGAACUGAAUAAACUAUAUGAAGAAAUACGCAAUCCAUUUUGGUCACGUAUUUGGAGUGAUUUAUUAUGUAGGUAUUAAAAGGA